Molecule: messenger RNA, 816 nt
Organism: Trichoderma citrinoviride
Lineage: Eukaryota; Fungi; Ascomycota; Sordariomycetes; Hypocreales; Hypocreaceae
Exons: 2
Coding region: 1-816 (271 amino acids)
Source: RefSeq, a predicted model, not a curated record
AUGCUUAACGCCGUGGACGAAUGGAGAGGCACAACGGAUCCCGAUCUGCGACGCAGAGUGCAGAACAGGCUGAACCAAAGAGCAUAUCGUCAAAGACGAAGGCAGAUGCUCAGGGUCCCCGGAAAGACGUCCGGCAGAACUGCCAAUGAGACGAUAUCGCCAGCUCAAUCUCCCUGGUACACCGACCCGGCCGCGGUAGUUGCGCAAUUCCGGGGCCUGAAGCUCGGCCGCCACGCAAAGCCUUCGCCGUCCGACGACCACGUCUUGUGCAUCAUGCAGUUCAACGUCAUGCGAGCCUUUGGCACCAUCACCUCCUUGGUUGGACUAUCGCCGACUGAUCUGUUAGAGGAUGACACACCAUCUCCGUUCUCCUCUCCCACACGCUGCCUCAUGCGGGAGUCUCCCGCCCGUCAUCACUUCCAACAAUUUUCAUUAUUACCCGAGAGCCUCUCGCCUACAUCUCUGCAGAGAUCCACGCCCCACCAUCCCUGGAUUGACAUUCUGCCCUUUCCCCAGAUGAGAGAUAACCUACUACGCCUCGAAUCCAGCUCGAGCGUGGCAGCCGAAAAGCAGCAGUACGAUGCGGAUAGUCUAUGCCACUGGAUGGUCGGGCUCGACCCAAGUCAGAAAGAGUCGGGCCUCAUCUUGUGGGGAGAGCCCUGGGAUCUGGCUGCUUGGGAGGUGACAGCGGAGUUUCUUGAUAGAUGGGGAUGGACGCUUGAGGGUUGUGUUGACUUGUUCCGGUCAACAAAUUACUGGAGAAGCAAGAGAGGGCUGAAGCCCCUUUUUACCUUGGGGAAAAUGGGAACGCUGUGA